AUGGAUGAAGAAGGUGCGCCGUUGAGCGAGAGUGUGCAGAUCGUAGACCCUGAUGUCCGCGCUCAUGUUUACAGCCUUGUUACUGCUCUCGGAGGCUUCAAUGGCGAGAAUGCGGACCGCUACGUCUUGGGUGAUGAUGCACUGGCCUGUCUACGAGAUAUCAAGCGUUGGCUGAAACUAUACGAUGAAAAGAACAAUCGCAUGGAUGUUGCACGAUGUCUGGGGGAAGCGAAUCUCGUCAACGGCGACCUGUUGCCGAUCUUGACCCUCUGGUCGACAAGUGGUCAAAAGAGCAAACACAUGUCGAGGAUUGCGUUGGCGUGCUUGGAAUUGUUGGUGCCUCUGACAUGGCCAUUGGAGGUACACAGUGAAAUGACAGUCAACCAUCAUCGACACACACCGUAUUUGCAACAAGCCCAGGUUCUCUAUAAACGUGGUAUUCUCAGUUAUGCUAGCGACAGCAUCCUCCGAACCAUCAUCCGAAUCGGUCUCCCCAGCAUGGCAGUCCCUCGAUCCGAACGAACGACUCGGGAUGAAGGCAUCCUGAAGCUCAUGCUCUACUUCCUUCGAAAUAUCGCGGUGAUUUCGCCGAAUACGCGCCUUGCGGCGGAGGGUGAUGAAGAGGAAACGUCAAGAUCGGCGACCAUCAAUUCUUUUCAAAAUCAAGAUGCUUUCGCUCUUCUCCUAACCAUGUGCUCCAAUGUGGGAGAAGAUUUCAGCCUUCAAGAUGUGGUCCUCCUCGAAAUAUUAUUUCACAUUGUCAAAGGAGUCAACGUGGAGAAACUCUUCAUGAACGACGCCCAACGAAAGGCAAAGCGUACAGACGAGCUUGGUGAACUUUUACAGAAGGAGUCCUCUCUGCGGCGGGAAUAUGCAAAGAACGCACCAACUCGGCAUGGUAGGUUUGGGACAAUGAUUUGGGUCAAACGCGAUGACGCCAAGGUCUCCACGGUGUCGGGACAAGAUGUGCUCAAAGAUAGCCAGACAACUCUUCACAAGAUGGAUCAGAGCAAAAAGUGGAACAAGCCUCAGAUACGUCGAAGACAAGCCGAGGUGACGGCAAACAAUGACUUUAACACGCCCGUCAAUCUCAACUCGACCGCGACAAAAAACCUACGAAUGUUCGUAGAAGAGUUUUUGGAUUCAGGCUUCAAUCCGCUUUUCACGCACGUUCGAAAAGCCAUUGAACGUGAAGCUGAUCGAGUCAUGGAUAUCAAUACACGUCAAUUCUUUUAUACCGUUGCCUGGUUUCUUGAAGCCGAGCGUGUACGGCGAGCACAUCAACGCGAAAAACGGCAUCUGGGUGACAAGUCGUUGGAGGAGAUAGAACCCGACAGCUUUGCACUUGUUGCCAGUGUCCUCAACCAGGAAACAUUCGUUUUCCUGAACCGCUCAAUGCAGUACAGCUAUGACAACAAAGACGUGGAAGACCUCACUGCAGAAAUGCGCUGUUUCACGCAGAUUCUGUUGACUGUACAAGAGAUGGCUCAAUCACCGCUUGAAGAAGACCAAGAGAUCGCCGACAACAUCCAGAACCGCAUUUUCUAUGAAGAGACUACCCAUGACCGCAUCAUCGCCAUCGUUCGCGGGUACAAAGACCAAGGAUUUGGCUACUUGGAUGCAUGCACAGAGCUUGCUCAUGUUUUUUUAAAGAUGCUGGAGCAUUACUCCAAAGAGAACGUGGAUAUGCAGAUCCGAUCCCGCCGCCGAGCAAAGCGCAAAGCCAAACAAGCAAAACAGGCCGAUAUUGAAGGUGAUGACGAGGAGCACGCAUCUGAAGACGAAGACGUGAUGGACGCCGAAAGAAUUGCGAAGGAGCGCAAAUUCGAUUUCAAGCGCUUUGCCGCCAAGUUCUGCAACCAGAGUUGUGUUGACACGUUUAUCGCUUUUACCAAGUACUAUAAAGAGCUGACCGUGGACCAAUUGAAACGAGCCCAUCGUUACUUUUACAGGAUAGCUUUCAAGCAAGAGAUGAGCGUUCUGCUUUUCCGCCUUGAUAUCAUCAACCUGUUCUAUCGCAUGAUAAAAGGUCCGGGUGCCUUGGAUUCAAACAAGCCGAUCUUCAAGGAAUGGGAGGAACUGGUCCGGCAGAUUAUUCGGCGCAUGACCAAAAAAAUUGAUCAACGCCCGGCUUUGAUCACAGAGCUCCUGUUCAGUAAGAUCAACUCGACCGUCUUCUACCUGGAAUAUGGGCAUGAGAAACAGACAAUAUCCGCCUCUAAAAGACCCCCGGCUGAGCUCGAAGUUGACCCGAGAGAAGCCAAGACAACCGACGAGAAAAUAAAGAUUGUUGUGCAUGUCAUGGUCAGAGAUGAGCACACGGACCUGCUCAAAUGGGUCAUUGAUGUCUUAAAUUCGGCAGCCGAUGAGAGAGAGGCCUGGGAAAGUCAGGAACAGCACUCAGAAGGACAAAAAGCUCCCAACCCAAUGAUUCCUGUCAAACCCAACAACGAGUCAUGCCAGAAGGCCAUGUUCUCCAAUGCCAAACUCCGUCUCCUUAUGACUUUGGUUCGCUUCGAACGUCUAGGCAUGGAGGAUGUUCCUGGAGCCUCCUGGGUCGUUCCUUCAUCACUCAACUCUCAAGCUCUUCGGCACACGAGAUCCAUCAUUGAACAGUGCUUGACUGAGCCUGUCACAGAGAACUCUGACCGGGACUUGAGCCAGUUGAUAAGGAGAAAAUCAGGAAACAAUAACAGACGAGACAGAGAUGAACAAACGGCCGACGUCGAUUUUGGGUCCGAUUCUGAGGGCGACGACAACGUCCCAGACGGGCCGCUAUUCCCACCCAACCCACGAUCAAGGGCUAACGCUCUCGAGCAAUUGAAGAAACAACGCAAAAAGCGACGCAAGCAAGUUGGAGAAGAAGAAGAAGAACCCGACGAAGAAGACUUGGAGGAACGACGUCGAGCACGCCUGGAAAAUGCUUUAGCUCGACAAGCGAAGAUAAAGAGCGAUCUGUAUAUCCACGCCAGUGAUGAGGAAACAGAUGAAGAAGCAGACCAGGAGUUCUUUCGACUUGAGGAGCAAAGGCGAAAGGAGCAGGCAGAAAGAAUCAGGAAAGCUCUGCUUCACGGGGUCGUCGAAGAGGUUAGUGAGAACUCGUGGAAGAAAGGCAGUAGGCGCAAGCGGCCAAGCGAUCAGCACGCUGCCUCGACCACAGAUAGUCAGAGCAAGCGACAGCGACGCCAGCAACGGACUGAAGGGCUCGAUGACGAUGACGAUCUUGUCAUGACCGGUACGGACGCCCGGUCGCCAGACUCUCUCGGACAAGGCUCACCUUCUCUCCAAGGUGGUGACGACGUCAAAGACACACCUGUUACCUCCGAAGAAAAUGAACUCGAAUUCGACGAUGAUUUAGCUUUCAGCCGGAAUCGUAAUGGAGACAAAGUCCUGAGUGCGGAGAACCACGACAGCGAUACCGAGCCCCCUGCACCUGAUACUAUAGACGAAGAUGAUGAAGCAGCACCUGUCGCUGCACCGCCUCGGCGAAGAAUGCGGGCUGGGUUUGUCAUCGAAAGCGAUUCAGAGUGA
Molecule: messenger RNA, 3531 nt
Organism: Aspergillus lentulus
Lineage: Eukaryota; Fungi; Ascomycota; Eurotiomycetes; Eurotiales; Aspergillaceae
Gene: tof1
Product: putative DNA repair protein (Tof1)
Biological process (GO): DNA replication checkpoint signaling; DNA repair; replication fork arrest
Cellular component (GO): replication fork protection complex
Molecular function (GO): DNA binding
Source: RefSeq, a predicted model, not a curated record